Molecule: messenger RNA, 5343 nt
Organism: Caretta caretta (loggerhead turtle)
Lineage: Eukaryota; Metazoa; Chordata; Testudines; Cheloniidae
Source: RefSeq, a predicted model, not a curated record
UUUGCGUCACUCUGAGACCCGACGCCGGAAGCGGGAGCGGUUGAGCUUUGGGGCUCCGCGGCUCGCGCUCGGGCAGCAUGAGGGGACGGCUGCUGCGGGCUUGGCGGGAGGGAGCCGCCGCCCGCGGGCUGGCCGAGCUCGGGGUCCCCCGGGCAAAGCCACCGUGGCGGGUGCUGUUCUUCGGCACCGACGACUUCGCCGCCGAGUCCCUGAGGGCGCUGGAGGCCGCCAGGUGCCGGGGGGGGACCGAGGAGGGAGGACCAUGGGGAGGGGGGGAGCCCAGGGAGGAGCCGCUCAUAGACAGGCUGGAGGUGGUGACUCUGCCAUCCCCUUUGCCGAGGGGUCUUCCUGUGAAAAACUGCACCAAACAGUUUCAACUCCCAACCCACGAAUGGCCGGAUACAGGACCCAAUGGCCAGUUUGAUGUCGGGGUGGUGGCAUCGUUUGGGCGUCUUCUGAGUGAGGACCUCAUUCUUCAGUUUCCAUAUGGCGUCUUGAAUGUCCAUCCCAGCUAUCUCCCAAGGUGGCGUGGCCCUGCACCGAUAGUCCACGCAGUGCUUCAUGGUGAUACAGUAACUGGGGUGACAAUUAUGCAAAUUAAGCCUAAAAGGUUUGAUGUAGGUCCAAUUAUUAAGCAGGAAAAGUUUGCUGUUCCUUCUCAGUGCACAGCAAAAGAACUAGAAGCAAUAUUAUCAAAGUUGGGUGCAAACAUGCUCAUUUCAGUUUUGAAAAACUUACCUGAAAGUUUAAAAAACAAAAGGGAGCAACCAAAUGAAGGAGUAACAUUUGCUCCUAAAGUCACUGUUGCUAUGAGUUGUAUAAAAUGGGAAGAACAAACUCCUGAGCAGAUAUUACGACUACAACGUGCCAUAGGAGCUAUACUUCCAUUGCAGACAUUGUGGAUGGGAAAUACUGUUAAACUUCUGGAUUUUGUGGAAGUGCAUAACAUCCGUAGCUUUGCUGAUCAACUAUUAAAUGAGCAUGGAAUUGUUCCAGGAUCAGUAUUAUACCAUAAAUCGUCACAGACAUUGGUGGUACGUUGCAAGGAAGGCUGGGUCGGAGUCAAAACUGUCAUUUUAAAGAAGAAGCUUACAGCUGCUGACUUCUAUAAUGGGUACUUACAUCCCUGGUUCCAGCAGAAUUCAAAAAAUCUUUAUAGGGACUGCAGAUUUCAUACUCUCAAACUUACCACAGUGAAGAAGACUGAAAGAAAAGGAAAUGGUGGUGCACAAUAUAAAACAAAGUGCACGAAAUUUGUCAAACAGGAUGGCUGUAAAUGAAUAGAAACAUUAAGUAUUUCAUCGUCCAUUACAAUAAAUGAAGCAGGAAUUUCUUUAAGGGCGCUUCAACUGCAAAGUGUGUGAUAUUGGUAUCAUCAGCCAAGAAGAUUUCUUCAUUACUCUUUUAUGAAGCACUAUGUUUUAUUCCUUUAAGAGAAGAGCACACGUUAGUGAAUGCCUAACUAAGACAAUGAAUAACCCUGUUUCUGUUGUUAGACAAUUUAAAUUUUGUGUAAAAAAUAAUUUAAAAGCUUGAUUUUUUUUUCCAACGUGGCUUUGUCAGAGGGUAGAUCAAUAUAGUUCUGUUUAAUUAUGCUUAUCUGACAAACUUAAAGUAGUUUGUCCUUAAAUGGCAUAGGAAAUUAAUGAGAAACACUUUUUUACCUGCAAGGUCCUGUUUGUGUGAAACAAAACCUAUUUUGGUAAGUAAUAUCUGCCAAAAUCCUACUGGAUCCAGAUAUUUAUUUGUACAAAGGCAUAUGGUAAUUGUGUAGUAUUUCAGGCUCAGAUUUGUAACUUUUAGUUAGUGGAACAUUUUCAAGUGAAGUCCACAAGUGGGAAUUGUCCAGGAGGAUUAUAUUGGUAAUUUUGCAUGCUUUUAUCUAAAAUAAACUAGAGAACACAAAGCAGAAAUUUAGCCUCUAAAUCAAUACCCACUGGAAUUAGAAUUGUUCUCUUAGAGUACACACCAUUUGACUAGUGUUUGGUUGGAUGACGGCCAUCCAGAGAAGUUGUGUGUCUAAUGGAAGAAAAGCUAGUACAAUUUUGGCACUGAACACGUACAUUGAAUUAACUGUUUGUUUAUGGUCAUUCAAACAUUUUGACGUUUGUAGAAUACAGGAAACAGUAUUUUGUUCUGAUAAUGUUUUGGGAAAAUGUAGAAGGCUUUAUUGCUUCAUCUGGAUGCAGGGAUAUCUGUUGAUUAAUGACAGCAGUCUGGAAUGCUUUUCUGUCAUCCAGGCUUAUCACACAGAUCUUUCAAAAACCCACUUUAGUGCUUGACAUUAGAGGAAACAGCCAGAAGUUUAGUACUUUCUUUUAAAGAAAAACUUUUUUCUACCGAUGAGUGUCAAUUUUUAAAGAAAAAAGGGUCAAGAAGCCCUGUUUUCCCAAAGAGGAGACAGGACUGGCCAGUAUUGGCUACAGAACAGUAACCAGCAAACACCAGCCCUUGCAUGCUUUGUGCUUUCGUCUUUCAGAGUUGCACUGUGCUUACAUAGUCAAGAUUAAAAUUGCAAGACUCUUAUUAAAUUGUGCUUUUAAAGUAUCUAAGUAGAAAUUUCCCCCCCAUAAAAUGACUUUAUAUUUACAUUUAAGAUUAUUUAAUAGAACUAUGAUUUGUAUUAUGGUAACACUUUUGUUAUGCUUGUAAACUAACCUUUGCCACUAGGCUUAAGUUGUCAUUUACAUAGAUUUUGGACAGUUAUCUUCAGCGGUUUAUAGUCAUCCAACUCUGGAAAUAACUAAAGUUUAGAAAAACAAUGGGACGAACCUCUGGCAUUUAUAAACAGGACUUGAAAAUUGUAUCAAACAAUUUAUUAGAGCCUACCAGUUGGAAGUAUAGAUGAAAAACAGGAGGUACCAGAGAAUUUAACUGGGAUUUGAUUUAACUGGGAAUUGGUCCUGCUUCGAGCAGGGGGUUGGACUAGAUGACCUUCUGGGGUCCCUUCCAACCCUUAGAUUCUAUGAUUCUAUGAAUUCUAGGGGCAACUUCUUAGAAGCCUGCCAUCCUCAGUUGUGGGGAUUGCCGAUAGUGCUGGGUUUUUUAGCAACUUUCUAUCCUUGAAGCUGCUUGGGGGUUUCCAUGUAUUGUAGCAACCUCUGGCUUGUAGGUGUACAACAGAACUUGGAAGUUCCACCACCCUCUAGCUGCUGGAAGGGGGAAGAUGCAUUCUGUUCCUCCUUUCCCCUUCAGAACCUUCUAGCUGCUAUGUAUUGCCCUCUUGCAGAACGUAUGGGCUGCUGUGAAGGGGGCUGGUCUUUGCUACUCUACCCUUCCCAGUCUCCUGCCUGCUGAGGUAAGAUGGAAGAAAAAUAUUUGGGUUGGUGGGGGGAUGAUGGAGUGAGGGGGGGAGAGAGAAAGAGCUUCUCUGGGAAUAACCCUAGUACUCAUGUCUGCUCCUACCUGUAGCUUUCUCAAGCAGUGUGACAUUGACUUGAUUCUGGAUUGCAUUACUAUUGCCUAUGAGGUCCUGAAUAGCAGCAGUGAAACUUUGGAGUAUUGCUAAUUUCGCUUUUUGGCUGCUUGGGAGAAGCUGGAGAAUCAAUAGAGCUACUGGAGCUGUUUGCAAACUCAGGAAAACACACUGCAUCAGUUUCCAUUCAGUUCAUAUUUGCAAAGUUAUCAAUGAAAUCCUAAGGGCUGUAUACUUUACAAAAAGUUGUGUAAGUUCUAUAGAAGUAAAUGGCUCAAGUUCUCACAGUCACUAAGUAACGUUUCUCAUGUUGGUGGAUAUGCUUCAAGUUCUGGAUAUGCCCAGACUUCCUGCUUUAACCUCUCCCUCCUGGUCUAUCUAGGGUUGCCUUGUUGGCCACCUCAAUCUUUCAAUGGCAGUGUGUGUACAUCCUUUCAGAUGUAAAGAAGGAUGUGACUAAAGCUGGAAGAGAAACACAGACCAUAAAGUUAUUCUAAAUGUGUAGACACCAAGGUGGCAGGCAUCCUAGAAAUAGCUGAGAUGCAUUGGGCAAGAGAGGAAAAAUCCAUUAAAAAUGCCUUACAUUAUAUAACAUGGAGGAAAACGUUUUAAUGGAAUACACGUCACAAUAUUUUUCUUACUGCCCUCAGUCUAUCCAUGAAUCUGUAACAGGUUUCCCAAAACAUAGACUCUUCCAAGAUGUUUAGGCCUCUGACUCCUAAUGUAAACCUGGACGCAGUAUCAUGGUAAAAGACUGGAUCGUGUUGAGAAUUUGUCACUUUGAAAUAACUGCACAUAAAUAGGGCUGUAACUUAUUACGCUUUUAUGAGUUACAAAUAUUAAACUGAGCCUGUGUUUAGAAACUGAGACAGAUGCUCAAACUAAUGCCUUCUGCCCGCUUUUCAGCUAGUGGUCCGAUAUUUGACUCUUCUAAUUUUUUCUAGCUCAACUUUUCCACCAAGGACAAGGAGAUUAGCUUGUUAAUGUCAUUUAUCUUUCUUGCAUCUCUGAAAGCAAGAUGGGUCUCAGACUAGGUUUUAUGUACAACUUUAAUUGUUAUUUCAGUUUUUUCCUCCAUUGUUUUCCAUAAGCCUUCUUCCCAGCGAGAGCCGGUUGGAAAUUUUCCAUCAAUGUUUUUUUCUGUGGGAAAUGUGUUUUCCACCAAAUGAAAAUUUUUUUUCCUGGGAAAACUCCGAUUUCUCUAUUAGAGAAAAUCAGCAUACUUUGUCUUGUGUCUCGACCCAAAAUGAAACCAUUUUGGUUUUUCAAAGGCUCGUUCACCUGCACAUCUACCAAUGUGAUAUAUGCCAUCAUGUGCCAGCAAUGCCCCCCUGCCAUGUACAUUGGGCAAACUGGACAGUCUCUACGUAAAAGAAUAAAUGGACACAAAUCAGAUGUCAAGAAUUAUAACAUCAUAAACCAGUCGGAGAACACUUCAGUCUCUCUGGUUACUCGAUUUCUGAUCUCAAAGUGAGUAUCCUUCAACAAAAAAAACUUUGAAAACAGACUCCAACGAGAGUCUACUAAAUUGGAAUUAAUUUGCAAAUUGGAUACAAUUAACUUAGGCUUGAAUAGAGACUGGGAGUGGUUGAGUCAUUAUACUAAGUGAAACUAUUUCCUCUUGUUUAUCUCCUCCCUCCCUUCCCUUCCCCUCCCCUCCUGCCCUCCCCCCUUCUUCAGACGUUCUUGUUAACUCCUGGAAAUGUGCUGGAAAUGGCCCACCUUGAAUAUCACUUCAAAAGGUUUUCUCUCCCCCCACCCCACUCUCCUGCUGGUAAUAGCUCAUCUUAAGUGAUCACUCUCCUUACAAUGUAUAUUUUUUUCAUGGUCUGUGUGUAUAUAUAAAAUCUCCUCACUGUACUUUAUGCAUCCGAUGAAGUGAGCUGUAGCUCACGAAAGCUCAUGCUCAAAUAAAUUGGUUAGUCUCU